GGCAAGGUGGGGUGUGCCCAUUUUAUAAAAGACAAGGUGGAGUGCCCCGAUCUAGUCUAUGUUCAUAUAACAUAUGAAAUAAAGUUUGGUUCUUUUCCUCACUGUAUUUUCUCUCUCUUUCCCUCCCUUACAACCGCAAGGACUUGGAAUUUUCCGGCAUUGACUCGUUUAAGGUUUUUCAGCUUACUGAGUUACAGAUCGGGGAGGUUCAGGCACAUGAGGUAAGAAAGAAGAAUAGGGCUUGUAUAAAUCAAUGAAUUUUGGCAAUUCACCGAAAAUCUUAGGCACCAGAAGCAAAUUGGUGUUUUCAAUUGAGAGAAUCACUACCCAGAGCAGAGAUGAGGAAGAAAAGCUAGAAACAGUUGGCUGGUAGAAUGGAUCCAAUGAUUAAUCAAGGAGAGAUUUCCAAUCCCGCAGGAUAUUGAUUUCUUACCAACAAUGACAGAGAAGCCCAUUCCAAGAUCUAAUGUGAUGCUGACUGAUGGGCAAGGGAACCAAUUGGGCAGAACGAAUUGGCAACUGGCCGGAUUUUCCAGUGGAUGUGAACAGGAUGUGUCAAGUUACAGCAGAGUGGCUCAACAUGCUGACCAGAUUGAUCAACUGGUUAUAAAUGGCGGGGAUACUAUUAGGAAUGCAGGUAUAGGUCAUGAGGUUACAAGAAUGGGUAAUAAUACGGGCAAUCAUAUGGAGAGUCAGACCGCAGGUUUGAAUAGCAGUUUAUUAGCAAGUAUCUUAGCAUAUCCAAAUUUAGCUACAUUUACCUCUCCAGUCGCACCUCCUAGUGCAAGCACAUGCAUGGUUUGGAGGCCUUCAUUUCCCAACCUGCAUGCUCAUGUCAACAAUUGCAGUGAACCCAAUUUGUUGCUCGGAAACCAAGCUCGCUGCUGGAAUCUUUUGAGCAGCAGCUAUAUCUCAUCCCAGACACACUAUGAACCUCCAUCGCCUUGGCUUCCUAACCACGAUCUAAACUCAUCACCGAGAAUAGAAGCUGAUGCAGCCUCAAGUGUUACCAACUCUUUUAAAUUUGCCACGGUAGUGCCAGAUCAGGCCAAGAGAUUGGAGAGUAAGCUUCCUGCAACAAUGAGUCCCUCGCGAGAAAAAAACUCAAGUGGAGAAAAUGAGAAAAAUGAUUUAGUUGUAUUCAAUGAACUCAAAGCCAAUCAACACAAUUCAGAAGAGCUCUCGUGUAACAUUGCAGACUCAUCUUCUGCUGUCAUUUCUACACCAUUUGAGGGAGAAAAAGAUCUAGCAAGGCCAGAUGAACAAGGCAUCGACCUUAAUAAAACACCACUGCAGAAACCUCCAAAGAGAAGAAAGCAUAGGCCAAAGGUGAUUGUGGAAGGCAAACCAAAAAGGACUCCCAAGGCUGCAACCACAAAAAACACCGACCCCAAGGAGAAGUCAACUGAAAAGCGGAAGUAUGUUCGCAAGGCUUUGAAAGAGCCAGCAAUUCAACAAACAGAUUCUGCUAUAGAGACUACACCUCCCAGCUCUGCAAAGAGGAAGUAUGUGCGCAAGAAGGGCCUGAAUGAAUCAGCAGUUCAACAUACAGAUUCUAUUGGAGAAACCAUAAAUACCCGUCCUGUGAAGAGAAAGUAUGUACGCAAGAAGGGCAUAAAUGAAUCAGCAAAUCAGCAUGCAGACUCUACAGUAGGGAUUACACAUUCCAGUGCUGAAGCUGGUGCAAAAUCAUGUAGAAGAGAAUUGAGGUUUGAUUUGGAAACUACCACAGAUGAAAGAUACAGCAAUGCAGCUGCUCAGGAGGACAUGCUGAAUAAAAAAAGAGGGACUUUUGAUCUGAACACAAGUCUUCAAGUGGCAGAUUCAAGCACUACAACUUCACAGAUGAACCAGCAUAAUAGUUUACAGGUUGAAAACAAGCAAUCAGGUGCUACAAGUAACCAGACACCUCUCAUGAACCAGAUGGGAAGAAGUUAUACAUCAAUUUCAGAAAGACAUGCGGUAGCUGCUGAACUAACUCCAAGAAAAAUCAUGCACAUGGAGAAUUUAAACGUCAAUGCAAGAGAUGCACGAGGAAUUGGUCAAGUUGUCUUUCUAGAAAAAAGACCAGAGCGGACUAGACAGAUAACAUAUCAGAAUACCCCUCAAUCAGUACAAAUGAUACCAUUAUAUUUAAUUGAGGGUAGAGGAUCCAAGAGAGAACACGUUCAUAUUGAGAAAACAAACACCUGUACUUCACAACCAGUGGGCUCAUUGUUUGAUGAAUAUUAUCAAAGCAUUCCAGGCGUGGGAUGUUUGGAGGCCCAGAAAAGAAACAAAACAGAGAAUGGGACUCAAACAAACACACUGAGUAUGUCUUCUUGUGUUGCAACAACUAAAUAUCCUGGUGAGUGGUAUGUUCACCCGACAACUUCACAGAACCUUCCAAAGCAAUGUAUUUCAUUUAACCCGAUUUUACACCUAGAAAGGACAGGAGAGUCUAAUGGAUUGGCUCAAGUCCAUAACUCCCUCUCCCCCACCACAAUAGCAGUUUGUCACAACCUUUCACAAACCCCUCUCAAAACAAACCAUGCAUCUGAUAGCCAACUGCAACCUGAAACUUGCAACACUGAAAUGUCAAGAAUACAGCAGAUGUAUGGAGCUACUGUGUCAAUACCAAUUCCAUCUGGAAAGGGUAGGAUGCCGCAACAACCAAAGGAUAUCUUGAAAGAACAUCAGCAGCCAUCUGCAAAGAGAAGAGGGCGACCAGCAAAGCAGAAAUUCUCCUCUACAAUUGAAGAAAUCAUACACCACAUGGAGUGCCUCAGUCUCAAUGCAAGGAGCAAAAAAAUAAAAAACAAAGAGCAAAAUGCACUUGUGCCUUAUAAAGGAGGUGGCACACUUGUUCCCUAUGAUGGGUUUGAAUUUGUCAAAAAACACAAGCCAAGGCCUAAAGUAGACCUUGACCCAGAGUCAGACAGAGUAUGGAAACUGCUGAUGGGAAAAGAAGGAAGUGAAGGCCUUGAAAAAUCAGAUACAGGGAAGGAGCAAUGGUGGGAGGAAGAGAGAAAAGUUUUUCAUGGGCGAGUUGAUUCAUUCAUUGCAAGAAUGCAUCUCGUUCAAGGAGAUAGGCGUUUUUCAAAAUGGAAGGGAUCGGUUGUUGAUUCGGUAAUAGGAGUUUUCCUUACCCAAAAUGUUUCAGAUCAUCUGUCAAGCUCUGCCUUCAUGUCUCUAGCUUCAUUAUUUCCUCUGAAGUCUAGGAGCAAUGCAGCUCAUGACAGCCAUAGGAAAGGCAUCAUGGUUGAAGAACCAGAUGUCUGCAAGCAAAACCCAAAUGACAUCAUCAAAUGGAACAGCAAGUUUAGGUAUCCACUCUACAACCAAAGCCCCAUUACACACCAUGGAUCAGCAGAAUCACAGGGAGAAUCUGAAACUUGGUGUAUAGAAAGAGCAAGCAUGGUAGGGGCACAAAGUCACAGCCUGGAGGAAGAACUUGUAUCAUCACAAGAUUCUUUUGAUUCCUCAACUGUCCAAGCAAAUGGCGGAGUCAGAUCCUACUCAGGCUCCAACUCCGAAACAGAAGACCCUCCUACUGGAUGCAAACCUAGCACAAGUCAUGGUUUAUCUUUUGUGGAUCGUUUAGAGAUGGAGAGUCCCACCUUGCUAGAAGAAUUUGAUGGUUGUGAGAGUGGAAGUUCAUUGUUUAAUAGGGGAUCCAGGCAUGAAAAUGAGCAAGCAGAAGGUAUACAGAACAUGCAGCAAGGAGCUGGAUUGGAAAGAUUAGGUAAUCUGAACUGCUUUUCUCCAUAUAAUAAGCAAUUCAAUUACUGCAAUCCACAGGUGCAAGGGAAAGUGGUUUCAUGCAGUAACUAUGGGUUGCUACACAUGACUUCACAGUCCAAUGCACAGCAAGCAGAAGGCUUCAAAUUGCACAGUGAAGAUUCCAUAUCUUCUUGGACAUCAAAUUCUUCCAGAUUCAACAAAGAAAAGGCUGCAAGCUGCUCAAGCGAAACUGUUGGACAAAAGGCUGCGAGUGUGGGUAAAAAAGCUGCCAGGGAAUACGAGUUGCCAAGGUAUCAAGAAGCUCCACUAGCAGUCCAACAUUCUCUCUACAGAAAGCAAUCAAUGUAUGAACAAAGCAGUUUUCAGCCUUACCAUGAAAAUCAAGUUAAUGAGAGGAACGAGACCUUGCAAUGGCAAAGCAUGUCAGCUGGUGGACCUGUAAAUCUUGCCAAAACAUUGCCUGAGAAGCAAAACAGUUACACACAGCACAUCUCGAAUGUCCCCAGACUCACAGAAAACAUUCUUGAUUUUCAGAGGAUCACUUCCGUGAAUAAGCAAACACCCCAAGAAAACAUAGUGAUUGACCCAAAUACAAAGGAGAAAGUACAUCCUGAUAACAGGGAAAACCUCAAGUCAAAUGCAAAUGCCUCAAAAGUUAGAAAAGGAAAAGUUGAGAGUGAGAAAGCAGAUGUAUUUGACUGGGAUAGUUUAAGGAAGCAAGUGCAGACAAAUGGAAGAAAAGAGAGAGCCGAAGACACAAUGGAUUCCUUGGACUAUGAAGCAGUGCGAUGUGCUGGAGUCAAUGAGAUUUCUGAAGCCAUCAAAGAAAGAGGGAUGAAUAAAAUUCUAGCAGAACGAAUCCAGGAAUUCCUAAACCGACUGGUAAGGGAACAUGGAAGCAUUGAUUUGGAAUGGUUAAGAGAUGUGCCCCCUGGCAAAGCAAAGGAUUAUCUGCUAAGUAUACGGGGGUUGGGGUUGAAAAGCGUGGAGUGUGUGCGGCUCCUAACACUUCAUCAUCUUGCGUUCCCAGUUGACACAAAUGUUGGGAGAAUAGCAGUUCGACUAGGAUGGGUCCCUCUCCAGCCACUGCCAGAGUCACUGCAGUUGCACCUGCUAGAACUGUACCCAAUACUCGAGUCAAUUCAAAAGUAUCUCUGGCCAAGAUUGUGCAAACUCGAUCAAAGAACACUGUAUGAAUUACAUUACCAGAUGAUCACAUUUGGAAAGGUCUUUUGCACAAAGAGUAGACCUAACUGUAAUGCAUGUCCCAUGAGAGCAGAAUGUAGACAUUUUGCAAGUGCCUUCACAAGUGCAAGGCUUGCACUACCUGGACCAGAAACAAAGGAUAUAACAACUUCAACCGUUCCCUUUAUGCCUGACAAAAGCCCAAGCAUAGUCAUCAAUCCCAUGCCAUUACUUCCACCUGAGGACAACCAACAUAAAAGUGUGGGGUUUGAUAUUGGCAGUUGUGAGCCCAUAAUUGAAGAGCCAGUAACACCGGAUCAAGAGCAGACUGAAUUAGCAGAGACUGAUAUUGAGGACUUCGGAGAAGAUCCUGAUGAAAUACCCACAAUAAAACUCAACAUGGAAGAGUUUACUGAGAAUUUACAGAAUUAUAUACAUUCAAACAUGGAGCUCCAAGAAUACGACAUGUCCAAAGCAUUAGUUGCUUUGGAUCCAAAUGCUUCUAUCCCCACACCCAAAUUGAAGAAUGUUAGUCGCCUACGGACAGAACACCAAGUGUAUGAACUUCCAGAUUCACAUCCUCUCCUUCAGGGGAACUUGCAGAUGGAUAAAAGAGAACCUGAUGAUCCUAGUCCAUACCUUCUAGCAAUAUGGACACCAGGUGAAACUGCAAAUUCAAUUGAGCCACCUGAACAACAAUGUCAGUCCCGGGAACCAAACAAAUUGUGCAAUGAAAAGAUAUGUUUUUCAUGCAACAGUAUCAGAGAAGCUAAUUCACAAACAGUAAGAGGAACACUUCUGAUACCUUGUAGAACAGCAAUGAGAGGAAGCUUCCCGCUGAAUGGAACGUACUUUCAAGUGAACGAGAUGUUUGCAGAUCAUGAAUCUAGCCUAAAUCCAAUUGAUGUUCCAAGAAGUUUGAUAUGGAAUUUGCCAAGACGGAUUGUCUACUUUGGAACUUCUGUACCAUCGAUAUUUAAAGGACUUUCAACAGAAGGAGUUCAGCACUGCUUUUGGAAAGGAUUUGUUUGUGUGAGGGGGUUCGACCAGAAAACAAGAGCACCCCGACCUCUCAAGGCCAGAUUACACUUUCCAGUAAGUAGGUUGGUAAAGACAAAGAACGAGAAAAAAUGACAAGCAGGAGAGCAGCAUGCGAAGUUUAACAGCAAUGGUUCUGACCAGCAAGACAUUGCUACCUUAUUUUUUGUUUAAUAGACAUGGCAAGCUUUGUGAAGAAGAAAGAUCCUUGACUAACAUUCUGUUGUAGAUUCAAGUGUUCUUCCUCUAACAUGAGAUGCAUUACAAUAUCCGAGCUGGGCACACAAAUUUCAAUUGAAGUGGUAGGAUAGCAUCGCUAAUGGGAUGUAGUUGAUGCGAUCCCAUUUACAGGAUCCAAACCCAGCUGAGAGAAUUUUCAUGUGUAAUUGUAGGAUGACAUGGCUAGUGGAAUUUAGUUGAAUUCAUAGUUUUUAA
Molecule: messenger RNA, 6381 nt
Organism: Populus nigra (black poplar)
Lineage: Eukaryota; Viridiplantae; Streptophyta; Magnoliopsida; Malpighiales; Salicaceae
Product: transcriptional activator DEMETER-like
Exons: 20
Coding region: 439-6042 (1867 amino acids)
Biological process (GO): base-excision repair
Molecular function (GO): DNA N-glycosylase activity; 4 iron, 4 sulfur cluster binding; DNA demethylase activity
Source: RefSeq, a predicted model, not a curated record